Aedes albopictus (Asian tiger mosquito) is the source of this 4056-nucleotide messenger RNA. RefSeq lists its product as uncharacterized. The transcript has 5 exons. The record is from RefSeq and is a predicted model, not a curated record. The coding region runs from base 1173 to 3110 and encodes 645 amino acids. NCBI's taxonomy places the organism in Eukaryota, Metazoa, Arthropoda, Insecta, Diptera, Culicidae.
UGGGUUGGGAGAGUUUGCGUGUGAGAGAGAGGGAGCGAUUUCAACGGGAUCGUAAGAAGCGAUCGCUGGCUGCCACGGUGGACCGGGGUUGCGAUGGUUCCAGCGCUAUCAGGACGGAUUAUUCCGCAGUAACGUCUUUUCGGAGAAACACGUGCAGGUCGAGUCCCGCGCGAGUAGGCAGAAGAAGCACUGGAGAGGAUUAGAGGUGACCGAAAACAAGUGCUCCAAUUUGUGUGCCGUGAGCGUACGUGUGCGUCUGAGUGUGUGUAUGCGACAUACGCGAGCGCGCGAGAGGGGCGUUGUGGCGCGUUGCGUUCCUAGGCGGACGGGUUAGUCUGUGGCCACCCCAGCAGGAGGUUGAAAGUAGGCAGUCGUUGGUUGGUUUUUUUUGCUGGUUUGGGAUGUGGUGUGACAAGUUCAAGUUCAUGUCGUAAAACGGUGUCGUCGACGACGAGUUACAUUUACUGAAGUGGUCUAGUUCUGGAAAGUGAAGGAAUUGGCAAGAACCAAGAAUCGCAGCUGAGAGUGAAAUACCGUAAACUUGCCUACUUUUUGUGACCUACGUGUAAUGCAAGCGCUGGAGAGCUCUGUGGGAUGGCAGCAGAGUGAGUGAAGCGAAGAAAAGGCCACAGCAGGGCCACGAACAAAAUAAAGGAUAAUUGGAUUCAAUAAGUCAUCGACCAGCGGGAUCCCGAUAUUCCUUCCAGAAUUCAACCGGUACAAGUCUCGACCGCGCCUUUAAUUUCUGAUUCAUGGUGUUUUGUUGAUUCUGUUUGUUACCAGACAUUCGACGCGCCGCCGUUUCCUGUAACGAGAGUGAAUUUCGAGCUGACUGAGACUACAACCAGUGGGACGGGUUCGUCGCUUUAUGAAAAGUUUCGCCGAAAUAAAAAAGAAACAGAACGAGUGACCGGGUCCGGGAAUUUCUCCAGCUGGUGGUAAACUGCAUGGUGCAUCGUCGUGGUUGGCAGUAGCCCAACGGUGUGUGUUGAAGUGAUCGCCUUCGGGGUGCAAGUGCAAGGAAUUUUCGGUGCAUAAAGAGAAGAUAUUGCUCGGUGCAGGUGACCGAAGCUGGGAACGACUUGUACGUGGGUUGCGGCGUGCGCUGACCUAAAGGGCAGCAAGUGGAAUUUCGGAUCUUUUCUGUGCAGAAACGGCGCUAAGCUCCCACAAUGAGGAGCUUAAGGUGGGCUCCUGGUGAGCUACGGGACUUUCUACGGAUAUACCUGGUGCUGAGUGUGUUUCUGAUCAACGUGGCGUCUCCUGCGAACGAAAUAUGGCCGGUAGAACGACCGGACGGUAUGCCACAGAUUACCGCCCUGGAGGUUAUGUGCGGUAAGGAUCACAUGGACGUACAUCUGUCGUUUUCGGCACCAUUCGAGGGCAUCGUUAGCUCAAAGGGUCAACACAGCGACCCCCGCUGCAUCUACGUUCCACCGUCGACCGGUAAGACGUUCUUCACGUUCCGGAUUUCGUACUCCCGGUGCGGCACCAAGCCGGACCUGAACGGACAGUUCUACGAGAACACCGUGGUCGUGCAGUACGACAAGGAUCUGCUGGAAGUAUGGGACGAAGCCAAGCGACUCCGGUGCGAGUGGUUCAACGAUUACGAGAAGACGGCCUCCAAACCGCCGAUGGUCAUCGCCGAUCUGGACGUGAUCCAGCUGGAUUUCCGAGGUGACAACGUGGAUUGCUGGAUGGAAAUUCAGCAGGGCAAGGGUCCUUGGGCGCCGGCUGUCAGUGGAAUCGUACCGCUGGGAUCUACGAUGACGUUGGUCGUGGCGAUCAACGACUUCCGUGGAGAGUUUGACAUGCGCGUCAAGUCCUGUGUGGCGUCCGACGGCGCCGGACACGUAAUCAAGCUCAGCGAUGAGUACGGCUGUGUUCUGCGACCGAAGAUGAUCUCACGAUUCCUCAAAGCUCGCGCUCCCGAUGAUAAGGCCUCGGUGAUCACGUACGCUUUCUUCCACGCGUUCAAGUUCCCCGAUGCGCUGAGCGUACACAUCAAGUGUAAGGUCGAAAUCUGUCGCCACGGUUGCUUGGAUCAUUGUCAGCACAGUGGACCGACAGGAGGAUCAGGCAAACUACACAGCCUACUUGAUCGUAAGGAUACUCUGGAUAGCCAUCAGAACAGUAACGACAUCCUACAAGGAUCGGAUGAAGAGGAAGCCGCCUCCAGUAACCAGGACGUGUUCUACGAUGACAUCAUCCACACCGACAAGAACGCCAAUCAACCACCACCGCCACCUCCUCCAGCGCCCAAGAAACCAAUCCUGCCACCAAUUCAGAAGAAGAAGGACAGUGGCUACCUGCAGUAUCAUCACCACAACCGAGAUCCCCUCGACGAAUUGGAGCAACUCUUCCUCAACGAUCACUCGAUGAUGCCGGCUGAGAUGCUGAAGAAGCAACCGCCACCACCACCACCGCCAGCUCCUCAAAUGCAGCACCAACCUCAUCCGCAGUCUCUCCAGCAAAAACUUCACAAAUCAACCCCGGACGACGAAAAGUUCCCUCACGGACCACGACAGAUGGACGCCGAGAAGCGAAUGGGUCUCCCAGCCGUUGCCGGACCUCGUGCCCUAAACCUGGACGCUGAAGAUGUUCGGAAUCCAGUUUACGUCAACGAAGUUCCUAAGAAACGCGUUCGUCGAUCGAUCAAGAUCACCGACCGGAAGAUCCGCUCCACGGACGUUGGAGUCAGCGGCAUCUACGACGUCAUUUCCGAGGCCGACUUGGCCUUCAACCCGGACGGCAAACAGGAAGCCGUCACCGUCUUCCAGGGCAAGAUAACCGAAGAAGUCGUGUACGGCAUCUGCAUGCCCGUGCCAGGCUUCAGCAUCCUGUUCAUCCUGGUCAUUUCGGCCACGAUCAUCUCAUCUCUGAUCGCCGGAUCUCUCCUCUACCGGUAUCAACUCCAGAAGGAGAUCAUGGCGCAACAGGCCAGCGGAGUCACCCCGAACCACCUGCCACCGAACAACUUCGCCACCUGGAUGACCCUGAGACUGUUCCGAUCCCGACAGCAUCACGCAGCGGCGGCAGCGGCAGCUGCUGCCUCCAUGGCAGCCAACGGAGUUCGUGCAUCUAUGGACGUCACCACAACGGCUCAAUGAGCCGUUUCUUCUACUCCUCAAUAGCCUUGUGUAGGUUCUCGCUGCAGAACUACGGAACUCAUCUCUAUUUAUAUCAAGUCGAAAUCGAAUCUACAUCAUUUCCACACUCAAUGAAUCAUUCUUUUUCGGGUUUAUUGCAAUAUUUAUUUUACUUUAAAAAAAUCAAUAAUCGACGAAGAGGAACGAACACACCCACACCCCACAUACAACUCACUCACACAACGCUAGUUUGUAAGCCACGACACAGCAAUGACGAACUCAAAUCAGAACAAGCUUCUCUUCCUCUAUUGUUUACAUUUCCCAUACAAAGAAAACAUUGCUCAAAACGGCAACGAAAACUCCUCAAUUUAUGCAACCCGCGUUCGCGUAUUGCCACUCACUAGACGUGACGCAACGAGACAUUUAUUGCUGCUUAAUCGUUGUCUGUAGGCGAUUAAUUUUGCUCCAGCAAGCGAAAACAAAGAUUACUCUUAUGAAGUGAAAGAAGAAAAAAAGUAAAGCAAAACAUUACGGUAGACUUUAAUUUAUUAAAAAAAAUCAAUGAUAGGUUUAAUCAAUCUCAUGAUUGACGUGUUGACAGAAUGCCAGCAGAGAAGGAAAACAAUGCUCAAUUCGUAAUUUUAAUGAAGAGAAGAAUUCUUUUCGAAAUAUCCGAUUCAUGCAAAUGAGGAAACAAAAAAGUUAAGUUAUUUAAUUUAUUUAAACAAACACUUUGUUUGUUCCACUAGUUGAUCGAUCUGCACUGUGCGGGUGAGAGGUAAUUCUACUUACUCCGGCCGAAGGUUAUCAACCACUGGAACAAUCCCUUACAGUCGAGGUUAAGUGCUGCGUAUUGUUUAGAGAAGAUGAUAUAUUCGAGAGAAAGAGAGAAGCGAUACCCUAGUUAAAUAGCAAAGCAACUCUGUUAUCAAUAGUUGAAACAAAUCACAGUAUUGUAUAAAAAUAA